ACAACCGCGGGGAGGAAAAGUAGAAUGGGCGAAUGCGCAACAGCAGUUGUCCCCCGUUCUUUCUCUCUUCCACACAUAUGACCGCUCACCCGCUUGGCUCCUCCUUCUGUCGCUUUGGCUUGGGGCAAAAAGUUACCGGUCAUGUUAGAAUCGUCCACCGUGAGCCGCCAGGCUCACCUGAAUGGGAGCCAAACGAAACUCGCCAUUGGUGUGAAGCGUGAGCAGCCAACUCCAGGGUCUGAUUCCGAGAAUAGGGGCCCUUCCAGCAAAAGGGUCAAAAUGAGUGCGGGUGUCAAGAUAAAAACUACGGAAACAAAUGUAACCAACUCCCUGUUCCGAAAAUUUGUGAACAAUGCUCUGGAUGAACGAACUGCUGUAAGUUUCUCGAUCCUGCUGCUGCUGCCGUCGAGAUCUUCACAGCUGACGCUGAUUCAUUUCGUAGGGAAGCAAUGCCAACUUUGAGCUUCUCCGGCGGAAAUUCUCGGCGGAUCCCGGCAGUGAGGAUGCACCAUCUUCUUUGGAGUUGCAGAAUACCGUUUUGGCUCUUACAAAUACCGUUUCGAGGCUAAACGGAUCGUGUUCCCAGCUAGUGAAAGAUAUUAUCGGCUGCCAGUGGGUGGCCAGGGAGAGCGGCUUUGUGGGAUCAUAUGUGAAACUAUUGGGUAAUUUAGUUAGCGCACAUUCGAAUUAUAUGGAUUUGAUCGUCAACAUGCUCGUUCAACAUUUGGUUUGGCGUAAGUCGGAUACCCCCUUGGUUUGUUUCUUGUGUUCGGGGUUUGACUUUUCCGAUAGUGCAUAGCUCAGCAGGCAAGCUGCCCAACCACACGCCGGUCAAGAGAGGUGCCAUAUAUGAGCGUGUUCACUAUGCCCUGCAGUUCAUCCUUGACCUAGUCCCGACUGCGGCUUUCUCCACCCUUUUUCCAGCCUUGAUAUCUGAGUUUCCACACAAGAGCGAGAGCAAGAAAGCCCACGUUACCUACGUCACGAAUUUAUUACGAGUUAUCGAGUAUGCCCCUUCGCUCCGAAACAAGUUAUUGGCCUUCGUCACCGACCGGGUCAUCAAAAUCGACACGGAAAUCCAAGCCGACCUUGACGAUUUGGAGGAUGAACAAGGCGAGGAGUUGGAGGCCGAGAUUACAGGGGCAGAGAUAGAAGGAAACGAGGGUGGGGCCAUGAUCGGAGCUGAAGAGGAGGAGGAGGAGGAGGAGAUGGAGGACGGCGAUGACUCAAGCGAGGAGUAUGGCAUAGACGCGGUGGCAAAUAUCAAGGACACUGUGGAUAAGCUCGACGCUAUGCUUGACAUAUUGUUCUCGUAUUACUCAAAGAGUUUUCCGAACAAGAGUGUUGAAAGCCCCACCCAAGAGUCCAUUGAGAACUUUGGGCUUAUCAUGAAGCUUUUCAAUAGCAUCAUCUUGCCCACAUACCGCUCCCGCUACACACAGUUUCUGGUAUUCUGGGCCGCGCAGAAGGCUCCGCGCUUUUCAGAUACCUUUUGCGUUACUGCUAUUACUAAAGCAUUGGAUAAUACACUUCAGCCUGGCGCUAGACAAGCGGCGGCGGCUUAUGUCGCUUCAUUUAUUUCUAGGGCUAAGCUAAUGCCUGGACAUUAUGUCCAGAUUGCCACAAAGAUCAUGUGUCGAUGGCUCGGGGCUUUCGUAGAUCAACGUUCCGCAGAAUGUGAGGGGCCUGACGUCUCAAAGUGGGGUGGGUUUUACAGUGUCUGCCAAGCUGUUAUGUAUAUCUUCUGUUUCAGAUGGAAGGAUCUCAGAGAGGUCGAGGAAGAUGAGUUCGGUGUUAUCGGAGAGCGGUGGGUGGGAUUUCUCCAGAAUCUUAACAAGGCCAUCACUUCCAAGUUUAACCCCUUAAAGGUAUGCUUCCUACAUGUUAACCUUGGCUAUGGUAUUUUCGUGUGCUAAAGGUUUAAUAAAAAUUAAGGUUUGUUCACCAGCCGUUGUCGAGACGUUCGCGAAGAUUGCAUCCCACUUUCAACUGGUUUACUGCUUUACCAUCAUCGAGCAGAAUAAACGCAGGGGGCUGAGCAGUCAUGGAGAACUAGACAGUUACUUCCCUUUUGAUCCAUACAACCUAAAGCGAAGUAAGCGAUGGAUCCAAGGCUGCUAUAAUGAAUGGGAACCCAUCGAAGGGCUCGAGGAUGAGGAAGAGGAAGACAACGACAGUUCUGGGGAGAGUGAUAACGACAAUGAAAGUGUCGCUGAGGAAGAGGUAGAUGACGAAAGCGAAGCUCAUGAAUAGAGGCCCCAAUUUUCCCCUUUGUUCAACCGGAUGUCUUAAACGAAAACACUACGAUAGACGGUCCCUUUUGGUUUCCUUUAGCAAAUGGUUCCGGUUUUUGGUUUGCAAGCGAAAAAGGGUUGGUCUGUUGGGGGUUUUUCUCGGGGGCGAUUCAAAAGUGAUUUAUUGGCAUGGCGUUCAUGAAGGGGCGUUUAUCUCAUCGGGGAGAAUCAUGGAUACAAUUUUUGUUUGGUAGUGACUUGGGCUUUCCCCCCUGCUUUUCUGUUUCUACUUGAAUAUUCGAGUAUGAUACUUUGCUCAAGCAAUCGCAACGAUACUUACGCACUGCGGCUGUCACCUGGGUGAUGAACUGUGCUCGAGUGAGUGCUGUAUCUGUCGUGUUAGUGUAGAUAGGUUUCCGGAGAUUUGAACGAAAACUCAUGAUUCUCGUGAUGACCACUUACUGUAAUGAUAAAUACACUAUACGAGUACAGUACUUGCUUGUGCAGAGGUGUUGCAGUCCAGUAUGGUACUUGUAACUUGGCCAGUUAACCCACUGUAUGUACAGUACUGGUACUC
This is a messenger RNA of Tuber aestivum (summer truffle), 2811 nucleotides long. The record is from the annotation of a GenBank genome assembly. NCBI's taxonomy places the organism in Eukaryota, Fungi, Ascomycota, Pezizomycetes, Pezizales, Tuberaceae.